Messenger RNA from Salvelinus sp. IW2-2015, 1212 nucleotides. Its product is annotated as claudin-4-like. NCBI's taxonomy places the organism in Eukaryota, Metazoa, Chordata, Actinopteri, Salmoniformes, Salmonidae. Gene Ontology annotation, biological process: bicellular tight junction assembly; cell adhesion. Gene Ontology annotation, cellular component: bicellular tight junction; plasma membrane. The record is from RefSeq and is a predicted model, not a curated record. Gene Ontology annotation, molecular function: structural molecule activity.
CAGACCUAGAGCAGCACAUGGAGACGACCACCCACUGUAUUCAGAUUACACAGAGAGAAGACAAAGAACCUCUACGCCACAUAGAGAGAGAGGAGACACAGACUAAGACAAAAGGCCAUCCAGUUUCACUCAGACACGCAGACAAACAGAGAAACCAACGCCAACCGGAUCCAAUAUGGUGUCAGCUGGGUUACAGAUGCUGGGCACGGCCCUGGGGYUCAUUGGCUGGAUCGGGACUAUCAUCGUAUGCGCCAUGCCCAUGUGGAAGGUCUCCGCCUUCAUUGACAGCAACAUCAUCAUCUCUCAAGUCACCUGGGAGGGUAUCUGGAUGAGCUGCGUGUUCCAGAGCACGGGCCAGAUGCAYUGUAAGAUCUAUGACUCCAUGUUGGCCCUGCCCCAGGACCUUCAGGCUGCCAGAGCCAUGACUGUCAUCGCCAUCCUCUCCGGCAUCAUCGCCAUCCUAUUGGCUGUAGCCGGMGGAAAGUGCACCAACUGCGUGGAGGACGAGGCGUCCAAGGCUAAAGUGGGCGUGACGUCUGGGGUGGUGUUCAUCAUUGCCGGGGUUCUGUGUCUGAUCCCUGUCUGCAGGAUAGCCCACAGCAUCAUCCAGGACUUCUACAACCCGCACCUGGUAAGCGCUCAGAAGAGGGAGCUGGGGGGCGCGCUCUACGUGGGCUGGGGGGCAGCUGCCCUGCUGCUGAUUGGAGGAGGCCUGCUCUGCUUCAACUGCCCCGAGAAGGACGAGGGAUCCUACACCGCCAGGUACAACAAGUCCCCUCGCUCCGAGACCUUGGGACCAGCCUCUGGAAAAGACUAUGUCUGAGAAGGGAAGAGAGGGAGAGAGAGAAGAAUGGAAGAGCAAGAAUGGAAGAGAAGAGAGCGAGGUCUGUCUGCCAUGAGAGACUGUCUGUCUGUAGCUAAGAUCCAGCUGUGUAUAUAUGGACUCUAUUCCGGCACUAUGGUCACUAUGGUGCUGCUCUAUUAGGAAGGUUUGAUAAUGAGGAUAUUUGAAGGUGAUGAGCAAAGAGGAGGACCACAGUGACUAAAGAGUCCAUGGAAGUAAGUUACAGUUGAAAGUGAACCACAGCUGAAGCUAGGUAUAAAAUAUACUUUAGAACAAGAGGAUUCUAUCCCAUAAGUCUUUGCAUAAAUAUUGUCCUAACCUGUAUAUUUUUCGGCUUAGACCCGGAGAAGGAACUGAAUUCCUUAAAA